UUAGUUCGUUUGUUGCAUUAAGUUGGCUUUCUCUAUCCUUAUCUUAAAAGUACGUGAUUGAUUAUAAAUGUUAUAAUUAGAUUGUCCAAGCUGAUAAAUAUAAUGUUAUCGAUUGUAAUAAAAUAUCUACUUAAGUGAUUGAUUCUUGAUAAAUAGUCCAUUUAGCGCAGUUCUUUGAGUGCCACAAAAUAUAUUCUAAUAGACGAGUUUAAUUCUCUAAGUGUAGUAGAAAAAUGCCUUCAAUAGCAGGAAAAUAUAAACAUUAUAAAAACGAAAAUAUUGACGAUUACUUCAUUGCGGUUGGUGUUCCAUAUAUGGGACGAAAAAUGAUGUCCAUGUCAUCACCAGAAAUGGAGAUUAUAAUAAAUGGAGAAACCAUGACCAUAAGGAAUGUUUCACUUCUUAGAACUGUUGAAUACACUUUCAAACUUGGUGAAGAAUAUGAAGAAACUAUGCCAAACACUGUAAUCAAGAGCAUUACUACAAUCAUCAAUGACAAUGAACUGGAAACAAAAUCUAUUAUUCCUGAAAAUGGAACUAAAUGUGGCCGUCAUUACUUGUUUUCAGAUGAUGAGUGCAUUAUUACUCUCACUCAUGACAAUGCUAAAACACCAGGGAAACGAUACUUCCGCAGAAUAAAUUAGGUUUCGAUCGAAACAAAGAAGAACUGGUGUGUCAUGGACAAGCACAAGUUUGUAGAUAUUGCUACAAAGAAAUGUGUAAAAAAUCACAAUUUAGUAGUUUAUUUCAGAAAAUAUUAAGAGCUAUUAAACCAGCUUGGAUUCCAGUGAAUUCCAAGACAAAAUUUGAAUAAACACCACAAAUA
Molecule: messenger RNA, 826 nt
Organism: Diatraea saccharalis (sugarcane borer)
Lineage: Eukaryota; Metazoa; Arthropoda; Insecta; Lepidoptera; Crambidae
Source: the annotation of a GenBank genome assembly